This is a messenger RNA of Orycteropus afer afer, 3242 nucleotides long. RefSeq names its product kinesin family member 5C (gene KIF5C). Lineage: Eukaryota; Metazoa; Chordata; Mammalia; Tubulidentata; Orycteropodidae. The record is from RefSeq and is a predicted model, not a curated record. Gene Ontology annotation, molecular function: microtubule binding; ATP binding; microtubule motor activity. Gene Ontology annotation, biological process: microtubule-based movement.
CUGAUGCAGGAUGGCUGAGUGCACAGGAGCCCGGGAGGUCUGAGCCGGGCGAGGCUCGCUCCCUGCUCAUCGCCUGGUCCGCCCCGCCGCGUGGUCGCGGGCGGGUGGGCCCGGGGUGCAGGACAGGGGCAGGGCAGGGCAGUUUUGUAGCGGGCGGCGCCGAGGGCUGGUAGGCUGCCCACCUUUCCCGGCUCGGAGCGACCGCAGCUCCCCAGCUGCCGGAGUUCGCGAUGACCUGCUGAGAAGCGGCGUCGGAGGCUGCAGGAGGCGGCCUCGCUGCGGGCGGUGCGGUCCGCGGCCUCCUCCCUUGUAGUGCGGAGCCCAGGACCCCAACCCAUUCCCUCGCCCCCUCCACGUCGUUGGGCGAGAUGGCGGAUCCAGCCGAAUGCAGCAUCAAAGUGAUGUGCCGGUUUCGGCCCCUGAACGAGGCGGAGAUCCUCCGUGGGGACAAAUUCAUUCCCAAAUUUAAAGGCGAUGAAACCGUGGUGAUCGGGCAAGGGAAGCCAUAUGUCUUCGACAGAGUGCUACCUCCUAACACGACCCAAGAGCAGGUUUACAAUGCGUGUGCAAAGCAAAUUGUCAAAGAUGUCCUUGAGGGUUACAAUGGGACAAUUUUUGCAUAUGGACAGACUUCAUCAGGAAAAACUCACACCAUGGAGGGGAAGCUGCAUGACCCUCAACUUAUGGGAAUUAUCCCAAGGAUCGCGCAUGACAUCUUUGAUCAUAUCUAUUCUAUGGAUGAAAACCUGGAAUUUCAUAUCAAGGUUUCCUAUUUUGAGAUCUACUUGGACAAAAUAAGGGACUUACUCGAUGUGUCCAAGACAAACUUGGCUGUUCAUGAAGAUAAAAACAGAGUCCCAUAUGUUAAGGGGUGCACUGAACGGUUUGUGUCAAGCCCCGAAGAGGUCAUGGAUGUUAUAGAUGAAGGAAAAGCAAACCGACACGUAGCCGUAACAAACAUGAAUGAACACAGCUCUAGAAGUCACAGUAUCUUCCUGAUUAAUAUUAAACAAGAGAAUGUAGAGACUGAAAAAAAACUCAGUGGGAAGCUUUAUCUGGUUGAUUUGGCUGGGAGCGAAAAGGUCAGCAAAACUGGUGCUGAGGGAGCUGUUCUCGAUGAAGCUAAAAAUAUCAAUAAGUCUUUGUCUGCUCUUGGAAAUGUGAUCUCUGCCUUGGCAGAAGGGACAAAAACACACGUACCGUACCGGGACAGUAAGAUGACUCGGAUUCUUCAGGACUCGCUGGGUGGAAACUGUCGAACCACCAUUGUCAUUUGCUGUUCUCCUUCUGUCUUCAAUGAGGCUGAGACCAAGUCCACGCUUAUGUUUGGACAAAGAGCAAAGACCAUCAAGAAUACAGUCUCGGUGAACUUGGAACUGACAGCAGAGGAAUGGAAGAAGAAAUAUGAAAAAGAGAAAGAAAAAAACAAGACUUUGAAAAAUGUUAUCCAGCAUCUGGAGAUGGAGCUCAACAGAUGGAGAAAUGGAGAAGCUGUGCCUGAGGAUGAGCAGAUCAGUGCUAAGGAUCAGAAGAACCUGGAGCCCUGUGAUAACACUCCUAUCAUAGACAAUAUUGCUCCUGUUGUUGCUGGCAUCUCCACAGAGGAGAAGGAGAAGUACGAUGAGGAGAUCUCCAGUCUCUACCGACAACUGGAUGAUAAGGAUGAUGAAAUUAACCAGCAGAGCCAGCUGGCUGAAAAGCUAAAGCAACAGAUGUUGGAUCAGGAUGAGCUUUUGGCUUCCACAAGAAGAGACUAUGAGAAAAUCCAGGAGGAGCUGACACGUCUCCAGAUUGAAAAUGAGGCAGCCAAAGAUGAGGUGAAAGAAGUCCUCCAGGCCCUGGAAGAGCUGGCUGUCAAUUAUGACCAGAAGUCACAGGAAGUAGAGGACAAGACCAGGGCCAAUGAGCAGCUGACGGAUGAACUGGCCCAGAAAACGACGACGUUGACAACCACACAGAGAGAGCUGAGCCAGCUGCAAGAGCUUAGCAACCACCAGAAAAAGAGGGCUACUGAAAUCCUGAAUUUGCUGCUGAAGGAUCUGGGGGAGAUUGGAGGAAUUAUUGGCACCAACGAUGUGAAGACCUUGGCAGAUGUGAAUGGAGUCAUUGAAGAGGAGUUCACCAUGGCCCGCCUAUACAUCAGCAAGAUGAAGUCGGAGGUCAAGUCCCUGGUGAACCGUAGCAAACAGCUCGAGAGUGCCCAGAUGGACUCCAACAGGAAGAUGAAUGCCAGCGAGCGGGAGCUGGCAGCCUGCCAGCUGCUCAUCUCCCAGCAUGAAGCAAAGAUCAAAUCUUUGACAGACUACAUGCAAAACAUGGAGCAGAAGAGGAGGCAGUUGGAAGAGUCCCAGGACUCACUCAGUGAAGAGCUGGCUAAGCUUCGAGCCCAAGAAAAAAUGCAUGAAGUCAGCUUCCAGGAUAAGGAAAAGGAACACCUGACACGGCUGCAGGAUGCCGAGGAGAUGAAGAAGGCUCUGGAGCAGCAGAUGGAGAGCCACCGGGAAGCUCACCAGAAGCAGCUGUCCAGACUUCGAGACGAGAUCGAGGAGAAGCAGAAAAUCAUUGAUGAGAUUCGGGAUUUGAAUCAGAAACUGCAACUGGAACAAGAGAAGCUCAGUUCUGAUUAUAACAAGCUGAAGAUAGAGGACCAAGAGAGAGAGAUGAAACUGGAAAAGCUCUUAUUGCUCAAUGAUAAGAGGGAGCAAGCCCGAGAGGACCUGAAAGGGCUGGAGGAGACAGUGUCUAGAGAACUGCAGACACUUCAUAACCUUCGCAAACUCUUCGUCCAGGAUCUGACCACCAGAGUUAAAAAAAGUGUAGAGCUGGACAGUGAUGAUGGAGGGGGCAGUGCUGCCCAGAAGCAGAAAAUUUCCUUCCUGGAGAAUAACCUGGAGCAGCUCACUAAAGUUCACAAACAGCUGGUCCGGGAUAAUGCUGAUUUGCGCUGUGAGUUGCCCAAGCUGGAGAAGAGACUCCGUGCGACGGCAGAGCGCGUCAAGGCCCUGGAGAGUGCACUGAAGGAAGCCAAGGAGAACGCCAUGCGGGACCGAAAGCGGUACCAGCAAGAGGUGGACCGCAUCAAGGAGGCCGUGCGAGCCAAAAACAUGGCCAGGAGGGCCCAUUCAGCCCAGAUCGCCAAGCCCAUCCGCCCAGGACACUACCCAGCAUCAUCUCCAACGGCUGUCCACGCCAUCCGAGGGGGAGGAGGCAGCUCGUCAAACUCCACUCACUAUCAGAAAUAA